UCAAACCUCCUCCUUCCAUUUCCCACCACCCCAAAAAAAGAGAGAACAUACACCAAGUCAUGGCCAUGGCAACCCAAGCCUCCCUCUUCUCCGCCGCCGCCGCCCCAAAAUCCUCCGUGGCAGCCCCAUGGAAGCAAUCCCUCGCCAGCUUCCCCACCCUAAAGCCCGCCAAAACCCAAACCAUCCGCCCCAUCCGCGCCAUGGCCGAGGAGGCCACAGCCGCGACUGAGGCCGCCCCGGCGGGAUUCACCCCGCCGGAGCUGGAUCCGAACACCCCAUCCCCGAUCUUCGGGGGCAGCACGGGCGGGCUCCUCCGGAAGGCGCAGGUGGAGGAGUUCUACGUGAUCACGUGGGAGUCCCCCAAGGAGCAGGUGUUCGAGAUGCCGACGGGCGGCGCGGCUAUCAUGAGGCAGGGGCCGAACCUGCUGAAGCUGGCUAGGAAGGAGCAGUGCCUCGCCCUCGGCACCCGACUCCGGUCCAAGUACAAGAUCAACUACCAAUUCUACCGGGUUUUCCCCAACGGAGAGGUGCAGUAUCUGCACCCCAAGGAUGGGGUCUACCCGGAGAAGGUCAACCCCGGAAGGACCGGAGUCGGCCUGAACUUCCGGUCCAUCGGGAAGAACGUCAGCCCCAUCGAGGUCAAGUUCACCGGCAAGCAGGUUUACGAUCUGUGAGCGCUCUGUAAUUUGUUUGUAACCGUGUAUUUAUUAUGUGCUUUUUUUGCUUCAUCAAAGAUACUCCUACUUUGUUAAAUGUGCUUUACUAAUUCAUCUCUUUCGUUGUACUAUCA
This is a messenger RNA of Salvia splendens (bonfire salvia), 790 nucleotides long. RefSeq names its product photosystem I reaction center subunit II, chloroplastic. The transcript has a single exon. The record is from RefSeq and is a predicted model, not a curated record. NCBI's taxonomy places the organism in Eukaryota, Viridiplantae, Streptophyta, Magnoliopsida, Lamiales, Lamiaceae. Gene Ontology annotation, biological process: photosynthesis. Gene Ontology annotation, cellular component: photosystem I; photosystem I reaction center. Bases 60 to 674 code for a protein of 204 amino acids.